This is a messenger RNA of Brassica oleracea var. oleracea, 1103 nucleotides long. RefSeq lists its product as uncharacterized. Lineage: Eukaryota; Viridiplantae; Streptophyta; Magnoliopsida; Brassicales; Brassicaceae. The record is from RefSeq and is a predicted model, not a curated record. The transcript is spliced from 6 exons. Bases 273 to 845 code for a protein of 190 amino acids.
CGGAAUUUUUCUAUUCCUUCUUUUUGGAGGAGUUGCAGAACCACCACACACAAGUUGUAGGAGAGAAAGAAAAGUCGAAUAAAGAAGAAAAAGAAGACGCUCUGUUCUUGAAUUCUUGAAUUCUUGAAUCAAUCAAUCAAAGCUGCUCCGGGGGUGGCUGAACAAAACCCUAAUCCCAAUUUUCCCCGAAUAUGCCAUUUCUGAGGAUAGUGAGACUACUCUUACCAGGGAUUAGAGUGUUGAUAAGAAGGUCGUUACUUUGGUUGCUGUAGAUGCAUAUCCGUGAAUAUAUUCCCUCUUGGAUCUACCAGUUACUUGGUUGCAUGGGGUCUCCACACGUUUUCUGCACUUCUCUUCUCACUGGCGUUUUUGUUUUAUGGCAGUACAGAAGUUGUUUUGGAUGCUGCAAUAAACCACCGCUUAUAGUUGCAGUGGAUGAGCCGUCUAAAGGGUUAAGGAUUCAAGGUCGUCUAGUGAAGAAGCCAAGCGUGUCGGACGACUUCUGGAACACGAGCACCUGCGAGAUGGAUAACAACAGCACAAUGCAGUCACAGAGAAGCGUUUCUUCUAUCAGCUUCACUAACAACACUGCUACUUCUGCAAGUAGUAGCAACCCCAAUGAAUUUGCUAACAAUGGAUUGAACCUCUGGUUGCAAACUAGACAACAGUGGCUUGCAAAUGGAUCUUCUCAAUCAAAGGCCAAAGUUCGAGAACCUACAAUAAGCUGGAAUGCAACGUAUGAGAGCUUGUUGGGUAUGAACAAGCGGUUCUCUCGUCCAAUACCUCUCCCUGAAAUGGUGGAUUUUCUGGUGGAUGUGUGGGAGCAAGAGGGCUUGUAUGAUUGAUUGAUUUGCAACUCAAGAAUAUACUUAAUCUCAUCUCCUCUUUCUUCUUCUUCUUCUUGUGUGUGUUCUUGUGUGUAAUCAAACUUUGCUUCCUGAAAAGUAUUUAAAAUCUCAAGGAACUAAGAUAUUUUACCUUCAAAGUAAAUACUGAUUUACAUAUAUAUUUUUGUUUGUGUGUUUUGAUGUGUUAAAUCACUUGAUUAUUGUAAUAAACUCAGAAUUGGUUUAUAUUUUAUAAUCCAAGUAAAUCUUUCCUUC